This is a messenger RNA of Lacerta agilis (Sand lizard), 841 nucleotides long. Its product is annotated as histone H3-like. Lineage: Eukaryota; Metazoa; Chordata; Lepidosauria; Squamata; Lacertidae. Gene Ontology annotation, cellular component: nucleosome. The transcript is spliced from 2 exons. The record is from RefSeq and is a predicted model, not a curated record. Gene Ontology annotation, molecular function: structural constituent of chromatin; DNA binding; protein heterodimerization activity. The coding region runs from base 10 to 807 and encodes 265 amino acids.
UGAGCAGAGAUGUCUGGUCGAGGAAAAGGUGGCAAGGGCCUUGGAAAGGGGGGAGCCAAGCGUCACCGCAAAGUGCUUCGCGAUAACAUCCAGGGCAUCACCAAGCCUGCUAUCCGCCGCUUGGCUCGCCGCGGAGGCGUGAAGCGUAUUUCUGGCUUGAUCUACGAAGAGACCCGAGGCGUCCUGAAAGUCUUUCUGGAGAACGUGAUUCGCGAUGCUGUGACCUACACCGAGCACGCCAAGAGGAAGACCGUGACUGCCAUGGACGUCGUCUACGCUCUGAAGCGCCAGGGCCGUACUCUCUACGGUUUUGGUGGCUCCGCCAGCCUAGCCGCUUCCUUCAUUGUUCCGAACUGCUGCAGAGAGUUCAACUUUGUUGCUGACUUCUUUGGAGAGAUGGCCAGGACCAAGCAGACCGCCCGCAAGUCCACCGGUGGGAAGGCGCCUCGCAAGCAGCUGGCGACCAAAGCCGCCCGGAAGAGCGCCCCGGCCACCGGCGGAGUGAAGAAGCCUCACCGCUACCGCCCUGGGACUGUCGCUUUGCGGGAGAUUCGUCGGUACCAGAAGUCCACCGAGCUGCUGAUUCGCAAGCUGCCCUUCCAGCGUCUGGUGCGGGAGAUCGCACAGGAUUUCAAGACUGACCUGCGCUUCCAGAGCUCUGCGGUGAUGGCUCUGCAGGAGGCGAGCGAGGCUUACCUGGUAGGUCUGUUCGAAGACACGAACCUGUGCGCCAUCCACGCCAAGCGCGUCACCAUCAUGCCCAAAGACAUCCAGCUUGCCAGGCGCAUCCGCGGGGAAAGGGCUUAAAAAACUUCCAACUCACCUCGGCAAACUCGUAACA